Molecule: messenger RNA, 1979 nt
Organism: Chanos chanos (milkfish)
Lineage: Eukaryota; Metazoa; Chordata; Actinopteri; Gonorynchiformes; Chanidae
Gene: api5
Product: apoptosis inhibitor 5
Exons: 14
Coding region: 165-1757 (530 amino acids)
Biological process (GO): negative regulation of apoptotic process
Cellular component (GO): nucleus
Molecular function (GO): RNA binding
Source: RefSeq, a predicted model, not a curated record
CUGCAUUGUAGUGUUGAAAGUUUGUAUGUCUUACCCUACUCUCAGUUUGACUGGAUGUGAUAAGCGCUUUAACAGUAUAAGGUAAAUUUCGGAAACGUGGGAUAGGAAUAGUUAGAAAAACUACAGAGCGCUGUCUUAUCUCUGGCGAAUUUGGUCACACGCUGAUGGCGGCCACAGUAGAGGAGCUCUACCGUAACUACGGGAUCCUUGCAGACGCCAAAGAUAACUUGAGCCAGCACAAAGAUGCAUAUCAGGUGAUUCUAGAUGGAGUCAAGGGUGGACCAAAAGAAAAACGACUGGCGGCACAGUUCAUUCCCAAAUUCUUCACCAGUUUUCCCGAGCUGGCCGAUGCAGCCAUUAACGCACAGCUUGAUCUGUGUGAAGAUGAGGAUGUCUCGAUUCGGAGACAAGCUAUCAAAGAACUCCCACGAUUUGCUGCCGGAGAAAAUUUACCCAGAGUGGCAGACAUCCUCACACAGUUACUGCAGACAGACGAUUCUGCAGAAUUUAACCAAGUCAACUCUGCAUUGAUCUCCAUUUUCAAAAUAGAUGCAAAAGGGACUCUUGGAGGCCUAUUCAGUCAGAUCCUACAGGGAGAAGACCUUGUUCGGGAGAGGGCCAUCAAGUUCCUGUGCAACAAGCUGAAGACGAUGCCAGAGGACACAAUGACUAAAGAGGUGGAGGACUACAUCUUCACGGAGACAAAGAAAGUCCUGGAGGACGUGACAGGGGAAGAGUUUGUGUCUCUGAUGCGUAUCCUUUCGGGGUUGAAGACCAUGCAGACAGUUAGCGGCAGACAGCAGCUGGUGGAGCUGGUGGUGGAGCAGGCUUUCCUCGAGCAGCCGCUGAACCCUGCGGAUGCAGACAGCGUGGACAGACUGCUGCAGUGCACACGUCAGGCCUUACCACUCUUCUCUAAAAACGUCCACUCCACUCGAUUCGUGACAUAUUUCUGUGAGCACGUCCUGCCUAACCUCAGCAUGUUGACCAGUCCUGUGGCAGAACUGGACAUUCAACUGGAGGUGCUGAAGCUCUUAGCAGAAAUGAGUCCAUUCUGUGGGGACAUGGACAAACUGGAGGCCAAUCUCACAAUGCUGUUUGAGAAACUUUUGGAGUUCAUGCCAUUGCCACCAGAGGAGGGUGAGAAUGGAGAGAACGCUGGGAACGAGGAGCCCAAACUACAGUUCAGUUACGUAGAGUGUCUGCUCUUCAGCUUCCACCAACUGGGAAAGAAGUUACCAGACUUCCUCAUCGACAAGGUCAACGCAGAGAGACUAAAAGACUUCAAGAUCAGGCUGCAGUACUUUGCAAGAGGUUUGCAGGUCUACAUUCGCCAGCUCCGCGUGGCCUUGCAGGGGAAGACUGGUGAUGCACUUAAGACAGAAGAGAACAAAAUUAAAGUUGUGGCUUUGAAGAUCACCAACAACAUCAACGUUCUAAUCAAGGAUCUCUUCCACAACCCACCAUCCUACAAAAGCACAGUCACUCUCUCCUGGAAGCCCGUGCAGAAGCCUGAGGCUACAGCAGCAGUAGUGGGUCAGAAGCGGGUGUCUGGGGAGGACGCAGGGGCAGGUGCGGUGAUGAAGAAACUCUCCCCCCUGCCGAGGAGGGACGCACGUCAGAUCUACAACCCCCCCAGUGGGAAAUACAGUGGUACCAUUGGAAACUUCUCCUACGAGCAGCGGGGUGGAUUCAGAGGUGGGCGUGGCCGAGGCUGGGGCAGUAGAGGGAACCGGAGCCGGGGCCGGAUCUACUGAAGGACUGUGUGUUAAAACCUAUCAUAACCUAUGCUCUCAAUGAGCUGCAGUUCAACACCACCACCUCCUCCACGCGCCCUCACCAUUCUGUACCCUUCUCUCAUGCUUCCGCCCCACCCGAAUUCUGCUCCACUCUGCUCCAGACUACAGAACGAAGUGCUUCAUUUUCAUACAUUUGUCAUAGAUUUCCCAGGAGUGAUGGGUUUUUUAUGGGUUUUUUUU